AUGUCUUCCAGCAGAUCCAUCGAGAUAAUUCCACGCAGGAACUCUGAACGAGGUCAUGCAGAUCAUGGUUGGCUUAAAACCUUUCAUACAUUUUCGUUUGCCAGUUACCAUGAUGAGGGACACGAGUCUUUUGGUUCUCUCCGCGUCUUGAACGAGGACCGCGUGGCUCCUCGUACUGGCUUUGGAACGCAUAGCCAUCGAGAAUUUGAAAUCUUCUCCUACGUGAUCAGUGGUGCGCUCGAGCACGAAGAUUCAUUGGGCAACACCGAAGUACUAUCUCGCGGCGCCCUCCAGAUGACCUCCACUGGAACCGGCAUCCAUCACUCUGAGAAAGCCUACGGCUCUCAAGAGGUACAUUUCUGUCAGAUAUGGGCAUCUCCUCGUCCCGGCCUUGGCACGGGCAAACCCGCAUAUUUCACCAGAUAUUUCAGCGACGAAGAAAAGCGAAACCAAUUCAGGCUCAUUGUUGCGCCUUCGAAUUCGUCCGAGGUCUCGCUUGAAAGGGAGACUGGUGGACCUGCCCCAAUUCGCUCGCAGCUUCGCGUGUAUGCGUCGCUUAUGGAUCCUGGUACCUCCCUCGUGCACGCGUUUCACCCAAGUCGCAGUCCCGAGAGGCGGAAAGCGUAUAUUCACGUCGUUCAGAAAUCGGGAUACAAUCCUGGGAACGCCGCUGGCGCCAGGCUGCGCGUUGGUGCUCAUAUCGAGGGGCCGAUAAUCGAGCUCAGAGAGGGAGAUGGGUCAUAUCUACUUGUGGGGAAGAACGCUGAACUGAAGGUUGAGAACGCAGGGGUUGGGGAGGUUGAGUUUCUACUAUUUGAUAUGGAGUAA
This is a messenger RNA of Suillus clintonianus, 828 nucleotides long. Its product is annotated as RmlC-like cupin domain-containing protein. Bases 1 to 828 code for a protein of 275 amino acids. The transcript is spliced from 4 exons. NCBI's taxonomy places the organism in Eukaryota, Fungi, Basidiomycota, Agaricomycetes, Boletales, Suillaceae. The record is from RefSeq and is a predicted model, not a curated record.